Messenger RNA from Protopterus annectens (West African lungfish), 7687 nucleotides. RefSeq names its product gastrula zinc finger protein XlCGF28.1-like. Lineage: Eukaryota; Metazoa; Chordata; Ceratodontiformes; Protopteridae. Gene Ontology annotation, biological process: regulation of transcription by RNA polymerase II. The coding region runs from base 1 to 1437 and encodes 478 amino acids. Gene Ontology annotation, molecular function: DNA-binding transcription factor activity; RNA polymerase II cis-regulatory region sequence-specific DNA binding. The record is from RefSeq and is a predicted model, not a curated record. The transcript is spliced from 2 exons.
AUGAGUGAAGAAGUUACAGAUGUAAUUAUCAGCAUUGUUAUUGGAGACAGUAUCAGACGGACAGAGAACAGUGUGAGGUGCAAUCAACAGCCAUCUCUUGGGACGGUACAGUUAUACCACCAAGAAGGAAACCUGCAGCAGUGUGCUCAGCCGCAGUUACACCGUCAGGCAGGAAACUUGCAGCAGUGUAGUCAGCCGCAGUUAUACCACCAGGCAGGAAGCCUGCAGCAGUGUGGUCAGGCGCAGUUAUACCGCCAGGCAGGAAGCCUGCAGCAGUGUGCUCAGCCGCAGUUAUACCACCAAGCAGGAAGCCUGCAUCAAUGUGCUCAGCCACAGUUAUACCGCCAGGCAGGAAGCCUGCAGCAGUGUGCUCAGCCACAGUUAUACCACCAGGCAGGAAGCCUGCAGCAGUUUGCUCAGCCGCAGUUAUACCGCCAGGCAGGAAGCCUGCAGCAGUUUGCUCAGCCGCAGUUAUACCACCAGGCAGGAAGCCUGCAGCAGUGUGCUCAGCCGCAGUUAUACCACCAGGCAGGAAGCCUGCAGCAGUGUGCUCAGCCGCAGUUAUACCGCCAGGCAGGAAGCCUACAGCAGUGUGUUCAGCCGCAGUUAUACCACCAGGCAGGAAGCCUGCAGCAGUUUGCUGACCCUGUGAAAGGGUAUAACAAGCUUAACAUCACCAAUAUACAGCAGUUUCACUCCGAGUGUAACAGCAAGACCUCUGAAUGUAAGCUAAGUCAGCACACUUUUUCAAAGAAGAAGCUUUACAAAUGUCUUGAAUGCAGUAAGUGUUUCACAUGUCCCAGUAAGCUUAAGACUCACCGUGCCACUCACACAGGGGAGAAGCCAUAUAAGUGUACCGAAUGCAGCAAGUGUUUCCCGUAUCACACUAGCCUUCGACGCCAUCUUGCUGCUCAUAAAGGAGAGAGGCCAUAUAAAUGUACUGAAUGCAGUAAGAAUUUUGCAGAAAAGAUCCAGCUAAAGUACCAUCAGAAAUCUCAUACAGGAAAUUAUCCACAUAAAUGUGUUGACUGUAAUAAGGGCUUCGCUUGUCUCAGUAAGCUUAGGAUUCAUUGUGCCACUCAUAUAGAGGAGAAGCCAUUUAAAUGUGCUGAAUGUGGCAAGUGUUUCACCCAAAAGGUACAUUUAGAGUACCAUCAAUACACUCACACUGGACAGAAUCCAUAUAAAUGUACUGAAUGCAGUAAAUGCUUCACAAGUCUCGGUAAUCUUCAACAGCACAGUGCCACUCACAAAGGAGAGAAGCCACAUAAAUGUACUGAAUGCAGUAAAUGCUUCACAACUCUCAGUAACCUUCGACGACACUACGCUAGUCACAGCGGAGAGAAACAAUAUCAGUGUGCUGACUGCAGUAAGUGUUUUACACGAAAGUCAUACCUAAAAUACCAUCAGCUCUCACACAGGGAAAACAGCAUAUAAAUGGGUAACAAUUUGAAAUGUUUAUCUGCUAGAACGAGUCCCGAAACCUGGAGACUGAAUGGCCAAAAGAUCGGACUUGCGAGAUGCCAUUUCUUGGAAUAUUCCUUUUUCUCUGAGGUAUGGUGUUCUUGGAGUUGGUAUAUAUAAGUUUGGGGGUGUGGGGGACUUGCUUCACAAGGGGAGAGUGCAGGGGUGGCUUGCCCUGCCUGCAAAAAGAAGUUUAAAAGAGAAGAGUGAUUUUCAAGGUUCGCUCUUCUCUAGGUUUUCAGUCUUCUUUUUACAGCUUCUCAGCAUUUCGAGUGCUGACAUUUCAAUAGGAAGCCAGUGCAGAAAGUGUUUUCUACAUAAAUAAAAGCUAAAACACCAAUGCAGCUUCUUUAACCCAUUACGCUGUUUACCUCAUAUUCUAGGCUACGCUUACAGCAUAACUUCCAAAAACCAGCCUUGUUCAAAGAAAUCUCAUGAACUUUUUAUGGAAGAUUUAAAGUUAUUUAGCUCAACAAGCAAACACCUAAAACAGAAAUAGAAAUGGUUAAAACUUCCUCAGCUGAUGUAAGGAUGUCAUUUGAUCUUGAUAAAUGUGCAAAAGCAACAUUUAUAGAGGAAAAGCUGAAAUGCUAGGAAAAUGUCAAAUCAACGAGAUACGUCUAGGGUGUUUCUUCCUGGGCCUCCGCUGAAAAUUAGCUACGUUCCAAUUCAGACUUUCCCAGUUAACAAAUGUUAAAUAAAUAAAUACCAACCUAGGACAGGAAUUUGAUACACAAGAACUUGAGCAAGAUGGUGUGUAUAAGUAUUUAGGAAUAUAUAAAGACUCAGCAGUAAAUAAAAAGCAAAACUUAGGAAUACUUCAGAAUACAAAAGCCAAUAAAGUAAUAUUGUACACUGCCUUGACAUUUGGGAAUAAAGUUCAAGCUAUUAAUUAACUUGCUCUUCCUGUUCUAACAGAGUUGGCGUGGCUGACUGGCCCGUAUCAAUAUUAAAUCAUCUGGACAUGAAAUCAAGAAAAAUGCAUCAUGCUUAUCAAACGAUAUGUAUAAAAAUGUGCAUACCAAAAUUAUAUAUAUCCUUCAAUCUGAAAGAGGUUUGGCCCUUCCCAAAAUUGACUAUAUGUACAUGUCUCCAGUUAUGGGUCCAAUUACAUAUUUGCUGACCUCAUUAGAUCAAAACAUAGUGCAAGUUUUAAAGCAAAAAGUCUAGUAAGAGUCUAAGAUGACAUCUUUGCUUAGUUUAGCAGAGGCAUUUCAGAAAGGAGUGGGAAUUGGAAAUCAAACCAGAAGCAGAAGAGAAUUGGACAGCAACUGAAAUAUAAAGAAAAGGAAAGAAAAUUGGAAGUCCACAAAAAUAGCGGUACAUUUAGAAAACUUCUAGAACUAUCACAUGUUGAUCAGGAGUCAGUGCAGUAAUGGUUAUGGAGACGUGACUUGAAACCAAAGUAUGAAAGGCUAAUUAUGGUGGUCUAAGGGAGUGGGCUACUUACAGGUGGGAGAAGAAGACAAAUAUAGGUUCUGUGAAACGGAACUGGAAACUGUUGUAAAUCUUGUUGCUGAGUGUGAUACUUUCAUGGCUGAGGAUCUUUGUACUGAAGGACACAAUAAUGUAGCAUUACUUUUGCACUAGGGAUUGUACAAACACUGCAUUAUAGAAGUAGUUGAGAAACAAUGGAAACAUGAAUAAUAAAACAUUAUCAACAGUGAUGAAGCCUGGAUCACAUGAGAUCACCCAAUACCAACCGAUGAAAAAACAGAUGCAUGUAAACCAGACAUAGUACUCCAAGAAAAAAAAAAGAUAAAAGUAGCAUUAAUCAUUGAAUUUGCUACACUCAGCGAUUAUAAUGUCUACCAAGUUACACAAAGUCGUAAAAUAUCAGGAUUUGCAGGCAGAAACAAGAGCAAUGCAAAAGAAACAUACCUGGACAGUUCCAGUAGUACUAAGAGCAACAGGAUUAAUAAAAUAUUAACAGUUGUACUUAAACAUGCUAUCAAUACAUGUUAACCCCAUAUGAACUGCAUCGGGGUUUUGGCUACACUGCAAGUGCAGGGAAGAGCACUCUUGGCUAACAUGAAAGACUGAAGCAAUAUUAACUUCAUGAAUGUUAAGCUACCCUAACUUAGGAAUGGGGUCCAUUCUUGACAGUGUUAAAAACCUAAAACACUUGGAGAAGUUAAAAAGUGACUGUUUGUCAUGGAGAAAAAUAAGAAUAAAAAUGGAAGCUGGACACAACCGUCCAAGGAUAAAAAAAAAGUUAGCGACCCUGCCAAAUGCACUAGCAGUAUGGAUGGUAUAACAAUUAUUGUAAAAUACUCCAAAGACAAAUGCAAUCUUACCAUGGUGCUAGGUCCUGAUAUUACCAACUCUACUGUGACAGCAAGUAGUGCACAAAAAAUGAAGAAACCAAUUAGCCAAAUUUCUGGGAACCUGGUGAAAAAUAUAACAUUGAGUACAUUAAUGUUUUGCCGUUAUGCAAUAAACCCAAAAGUCCCAAAAAAGAUGAUAAGCUUUAAGAACAUGAAAUAAAAACUGAUCACAGAAAAUUCAUUCUAACUGAAACAAUGUCAACAAUUGUAGGUCCUUUGGGAUCAUCCGUAAAACAUAUUAAAACAAAAUAGUAUCUGAACAGUAAAACACUGGGUGAGCUAUAAAAAUCUGCAAUAGAGCAAGUAUUAAGAGACAAGGAAGAUGCAACAGAAGUGUUUAAAACUUAAAUGGGAGGCAUACAGGAUUAAAAUAAAUGAACUAAAAUAUGUUAUUGCAUGAAUGCAGAAAAUGAAGCUGUAUUAACUGAUAUACCUACAGCAACAUCAAAGAUAAUUAAAUCUAUAUGUAGACAGACAUCCACACAUGGUAAAUAUUAAAAAAAAAUGAGAAUCACUAGACAGAAGUGGACUGUGCUUAAAAAAAAAUCUCAGAAGUCCAAAAAGUAAGCAAAAUAAGACAAAUGCUACACCAACUGAGAAGUAUUUGAAUUUUGGAUCAUUAGGAGCAAAACAGUAUCCCAGUAAGAUGGGUUCAUCAAAACAAGUAUAUGCCCAAGAAGUGAUAAAGCUGAAUAUUUUAUUAAGACAGUUACAUGCUCAAGGCAUGUUAAUGACACUAAAACAGAAUAUCAUUAACAAUGUUUUCCAAAAUAAAAUUUCAGAAUCAUUUGAAAACCAAAAUGAGACUCUGCAGAAAGGAAGAAAGAGCAGGAAAUACAUAUCUUAGAAGAAAACCUUAGUCAAGAAGAGGGAAACGUAAUGGUAGAAUUGGUGGAUUUAAUAUAAAUCAUGAGAUAUAAUAUGUAUCUAUGAUAUGGCUACAAAAAGUGAAUAAGACGCAAACCUUUAAAAUAUUAAUAUAAAUAAAUUUAAUAAUUUGAACAUUUAAUAGAUAUAUAUGAUGUAACAGAGAUUAACAGAAUAUAUCACUGUGCAAGUAAACUAACAACAGGUAACAUAUUGCCAAGAAAACAGAAUACUAAAGGAAAAAAGGAGCAAACAGAGCAUCCCCAGGGGUGCACUGAUUAGAGCUAACUGUAAAAAAAAAAAAAUUAAAGAAUUAUUAGAGGGACAUAGAAAUGGAAAUUGGUCAAUGAAAUUUACUGUCCGAAUGAUGGAUGUGGUAAAAAAAAGACAGUAUAAAACAAACCAAGGUUUGUGUCACACAUCUUCAAAAACAUAAAAUCUCUGCACAUGUUGAAAAAUGUGACUGGCAUGCAGAAAAAUGCCAAGAAAACAUAUAAAGCACUACAAUUUAUACAUAAUCCAAUGAAGUUCUACAGGGACUUUAUAAAGAAAGCAAGACUUGUAACUCCAGCAAAAACAGAAGGCAUUAGUAAAUUCUGCAGAAAUACCUACAAAGGUUCCAUUGAACACAAGAAGGGUGCUGAAUGGCUUAAAGAAGUUUCAGUGCAGAGGAUACGGAAUGAAAUUAAAUGAAGUAACUAUCGAUGAAAAUAGAGACAAUAUUAAAAAGGCUUCUGGUUGGAAAACUUGUUCCCGAUGUACCCACUGUCUGGCUAAAGGCAGGUUGCUCCAUGAUUUAGCUUUGAGUAAAAACUGCAUAUGCAGACCCUGAAAUAACAGCCUGGUUAACAAUUAGGAAACCAAACUGCUACUUCACAUUGAAAUUGCAAGCAAUACUAAAAUUAUUCACUGAUAGGUGACAUGUUUUUGAAAGUAAGUUAUGUACAGGAAUAAAUUCAGAGAGUCUGAGUCAUCUGGAUAAAAACAAUACAAAGAAUUAUUGACUGAUAGUUUACAUAUUGUUGAAAGAUAAGUUAUAUAUAGGAAUAAAUUCAGCGAGUCUGAGUCAUCUGUAGGAAAAGUAUGUCAUGUUAGUAGAACAGAAAGGAAAUAAAAGAGACUCAUGCGGAGUCCUGAAUAAUCUACAAAAAAAGCCAAAAUGAAGAGCUAUAUAAACAGAUGCAACCUCGCUAUGGCAUGAAUACACUACAAAAAGAAGUGAUAGCAUUCUAGACUUCUGUAUUAUCAAGUGCUUACAAAUUUAUAAGGUUCAUCACACACUGAUAAACUAUAUUGCUAUUACAAUGAAAAAGUAGCGCACUGCUUUACAACUGCGUCAUGCCAAAGGACAAAUUUCUGUCCCCUGGUGUAAGCAUACAGCGGGGAAUGCUUCAGGUGGACACUUGUCACCACUGCUGUUUUGUCAUCAAUCCAUUACAGCAUUUACUUAAUGGAACAGACUAUGAGCAGAGUUUCACUUCAGGAAAACAAUCUUGUCAAAUGGCAUUUCAACUCCUUUUUCAGCCUGGAAGAGGAAUGUGGUAUAAAAUUACUGGACCAAGGGGGGAGUAUAUAAAUAUUUAGAAAUGGAAGCAGAGUCAGCUAAGCAGCAUGAAUCAGUUAGCAAAAACCUCUUGGGAAAAUUAUUUUUCGAAGACUGAACCUAAUAUUGAAAUCAGUUUUGACAUCUAGGAAUGAACUUCAAGCUAUGAAUCAACUUAUCUCUGUUUUAAUGUAGAGCUUUGGUGUGAUUGACUGACAUCUGCCCCCCCCCCCCCCCCCCAAAAAAAAAAGGUGUUGGAUUAUCUGAAAAAAAAGAAGUUGCUGCUUUCAUUUCAGAUUAUUUAAAAGAAAUACUGUAUGGUAAGAUUAUAUAUACCUCUGUGUCUGCAAUUGUGUGGCUGCGUACAUAUUUGUAAACAUCAUCAGAUCCAAACAAUGAAAGUUAUAAACCAUGAGGUAAACAAAUGUAAGACAACAUCCUUGCUCAGGUUACUAGAAGUGUUUUGGAGGGGAGUAGAUAUCGAGAUCAAACCAGAAGUGGGCAAAAAAAGCAAGAGGCAACAGAAAGUGAUAAAUGCAAAAGAAAGGAUAUAAAGAUCAUGACCAGGAGGAGAAACAAACGGAAGCCUGCAGUUUUAGGGACAAGUACAGAGAACUACUAGAACAAUUUCUUGUUGAAUAAGGUUUGACAAAUAAAUGGCUGAGAUGGUAAGAAAUUAAACCAAAAAGAUGAAAGGUUAAUGAUGGCAGCUUAAGAAAGUGGCCUGUACACACAUUGAUUUAGAAAAUCUGUAGAAAAAAAGUGGAAGAUAAUACUUGUAAGUUCUGCAAUACAGAACAAGAAACCGCUGUAAAUCAUGCUGCAGGCUAUGAUGCUUACGGCUGAAGCUCUGAAAACCUGAAAGGCAUACUAUACUGCAAAGUUUGACACACUGGAGACUGAAACAUUAGAAAAUGUGCAAAUCUGAAAGACACUGGUAACAUGACCCACAAACAGUUGCUAAAAAUGAAAACGUAAGAUCACUUGAAGGUUCAUCCACUGCCGGCCAUUAAGAAAUUCAAAAACAAGAAAAUCAGAUAUUGUAGUUGAGUAAAAAACAAAAGCAGUAUUAGUUGUUGAAGUAGCUAGACCAGCAACUGUAUUGUCUUAACACCCUCAAAGACCUGAAAGGUAUCAAAUAUCAAGGCUUGCAAGCAUAAACUAGAGCGAUGUGGAAUGACACACUGACACUUUAAGUAGGAGGAGGAGAAGCAUCUGGACUAAACAAAAAAAAUCCGUAAAUCCUUAAAUAUGUUAGUAAUACAAGUAAAGCUAUGUGAACUGCAGAUGGAAUCAGUUCUGGUUACGCUGUGUUUGCUGAGAAAAGAACUCGUGGCAUACAUCAAGGCCUGACGCAAGAAUGAUUUCAUGAACUUGAAAUAUGCCCUGAUUUAAGGAUGUGAUCCCUUCUUGUUAUGCUACUUAAAAGCCCUAAAUAUUUAGGGAAAUUGAUGUAUUCAUUUAAUAAAGAAUUGUUUACAAUGUU